Messenger RNA from Epinephelus fuscoguttatus (brown-marbled grouper), 1952 nucleotides. Its product is annotated as tripartite motif-containing protein 16-like. NCBI's taxonomy places the organism in Eukaryota, Metazoa, Chordata, Actinopteri, Perciformes, Serranidae. The record is from RefSeq and is a predicted model, not a curated record. The transcript has 7 exons. The coding region runs from base 176 to 1423 and encodes 415 amino acids. Gene Ontology annotation, molecular function: zinc ion binding; protein binding.
AGUUGUUUUUAACUUGACUCUUGACUGUGUUUGGCUUUCCUGCGUCAUCUUGAGAGUGGAUGUGGACCAGCUAAUCAGCCAGGACACCUGAGUACCACAGCAGUCCACACAGGAAACCCUCUCAGCACCUGCCAGACCCCAAACAUUACCUGAAGAGCAGUUUGAGCAGGAGAAAAUGGCAUACAGUAAGCCAGUACUUGAUCAACUGGGAUUGUCCAUUUGUGGCCAUCAUGACAAACUUCUGGAGAUCUACUGCCGCAUUGAUCAACAGUUCAUAUGCAAGCUGUGUGUGAUGGAUGAACACAGAGGCCAUGAUACGGUGGCAGCAGAAAUGUGUGCAGAAAUGAGGAAAAAAAUGGAGCGGACUAAACAGGAAAUAGCAGACAGAAGACUGACUUUAAAAAGGAAAAUGUUGGAGGUGACAAAGGCUGCAGACUCUAUAAGCGAUGCUGCAUGGGAGGCAUGUGAUGACUUUGAGCAAAUGUGUUGGGAAAAAAUUCGCUCUGUGGAGAGGAAGUGUUCUGAGAUGAGAGAGAAGGUCGGAGAGGCGAGGAAAGCUGGAGUGGACUGGACCAACAAUCAUCUCAGGAAACUGGAGCGUGAAGUGUUAGCGCUGAGGAGGAGAGAGGAGAAGCUCAACCAGCUUUCUCUGACAGAGGACCCCGUUCAGUUUCUGGAGAGUUUCCAGGCCCUGGGUGACCUCCCUGUGUUCACAGACUCAUAUGAUGGACUUGACAUGCUGUCAGACUUUGUCAAUGCAAGGAAAGAUGAAUUGAAAAAUAUGUGUGACGAAGAAAGGAGAGAAUUGUUCGGUCAUUGGGAAGAAAAUCGGUUGUCAAAAAUGCCAAGGAUGCGUGAGAUAAUACCAUUAAGGAAAUACUUUUUGACCAAAUACAAGAACUCCACAGUGGAGGUGGAUCCCAACACAGUAGCUGCAUGUCUCUGCUUGUCUGACAAAAACAGAGAGAUAUCGUUGGGUGAGAGGGACCAGGCUCAUCCUAAUCACCCCGACAGAUUCACCUUCCUUCACCAGGCUCUGUGCAAAAAGGGCCUUAGGGGCAUCCACUACUGGGAGGUGGAGUGGGAUGGUGGCGAUGUCGAUUUGGCCGUGUCGUACAAAGGCAUUGAAAGAAAGGGUUCAGGGAAAGAAUGCCGUUUUGGCCACAAUAAUCUUUCCUGGAAAUUAAACUGCACUUCAUCCAGCUGCACGUUUUGGCACAACAAUCUCCACAGAGGCCGAAUUCCCCCGGUUCUCUCCCGCAGAGUGGGCAUACAUCUGGAUUACAAGGCAGGAACACUGGCCUUCUACAGUGUGUCUGACACGCUGACACAGCUGCACCAGGUCAGGACCACCUUCACUGAACCGCUCUAUCCUGGGUUCUCUGUUGAUUUGGGAGCAACACUGAAAAUAUGCAAGAUGUAAACCAGUCGUAAUACAUGUAAACCUGUCUCAAUACAUGAGUUAGAGAUACGUAUGCAUAGAUUAAUACAGCAAUUAACAGGCAACAUAUUGAGUCACUUUGUACUGAGAAUCUUGAUUACGACUCAAAAAGUGGAAAAGGGAAAAUUCUACUGUAUUUUCUGAUGAAUUUAAUAUAGUUUCAUUUGAAUGAUUGAAGAUGAUUGGAACAUAUUUCUUUUUUCUGUUCUUUAUGCUGUUUGGUGGAAUAAUCUUCCUUCAAGCCUAAAAUGUAUCUUCAAAAUGGCUUUGAAAAAAUGGUUUCUAAGUAACUUGUGGUUUGAUUUAUGUUGUGAAGAAAGCUUGAAACAUGCAGCCUGCAUUUGUUUAGUCUUGUGCCAGGGUUUCAUUUUUUGUCUCACAUCUUGUUGUAUGUUGGGAUCAGAAUGUGUUGUCCUUGAUGAUUAUAACCAUUGCUGUGCUUUCUCUAUAUUUUCAAUCAUCAAACACAUUAAUCAAGAGUGUCUUUGCUUUAGCUUUAUACACUCAAAUA